Messenger RNA from Hydatigera taeniaeformis, 2091 nucleotides. The record is from the annotation of a GenBank genome assembly. NCBI's taxonomy places the organism in Eukaryota, Metazoa, Platyhelminthes, Cestoda, Cyclophyllidea, Taeniidae.
AUGCACAUUAUUAUAUCACGACUACUCCUCCUACUUUCUCUCACUGCACGCGUGAAAUCUCUUAAUUGUCCCGAUCUCUGCCAAUGCGCCUCCUCCAUAAUGGACUGCCAACAGCCAGGCCUUGAAGCUUUCCCUUCAGCGCCUUCCAGCAAGUUGGAAAUGGUCGUGGUUGCCAAUCAGACUUUUCGACGGGUCACACUCGAUCGGGAAGCUCUUUGGCCUUAUCGGAGCCCCGAACAUGGCGGACAAGUGCGCCUGCGCCUCCUUAAGAUUCGCAAUUGCAACAUAGUCAGCAUCGCAUCAAAUGCGUUUGCGAAUUUGGGCUCACAAUUAGAAGAACUUGAUUUAAGUGGCAAUCCUCUGCACACCAUUGAAGCGCUAGCUUUUACAGGUCUUCGAUUGAAGUCACUUUUUCUCAAUAAUCUCCAAAAUCCUAUAAUACACGAUCAAGCAUUUUCUAGCAUCAUUGAAGUUCAGAGCUUGAGUCUUCAAAAUUCCCGCCUAACAUCACUUCCUCUGCGUCCUCUGAUUGAACUCGCCAAUCAGCACGGUCUUAAGAGCCUUUCAAUUCGAGGCAAUGAUAUCUCUCACUUACCUCCCACCUUUGAACCAGCUUUCAGACUUCUACAAUCGUUCGAGUUGAGUGAGAACCCAUGGCAUUGUGACUGCAAUCUCCGGUGGCUUAUCCAGCUGCAGAAGUGGAGUCGAUUGACAAAAACAAGCGGUACAUUCAUAGGAAGCAGCGGAGACUCAAGGAGUGACAUAAGGCAGCCCAAAUGCAGCAGUCCGGUGGAAUUUGCAGACUACUCGUUUGAUGAGAUCACUCUGAAUGAAAGUGAGACAUUUCCAGGCACUUACCUUCACAACACAGUGUCAAAACGACCAGAACUUGCUUGUGUGACACCUCGGGUCGAGCACAUCGAGGUUGACCUUCGUCAACCGAACUCUGAGCCAGAACUUGAUAAUAUGGCUCGAAUUGUCUGCCAAAUGAAGGGCGCUCCAGAUAUAUUUCUGAAACAAAUAACAAGCCGACUGUCCGUCAAGAGGGUGUCCGAAACGGACAUGUACUCGUGUAUGGGACAGAAUAUACUGGGUAACACAUCGGUUACUGUUAGUAUCCAUUGGCCUCAAAAGAACUCAGCAGGAGAUGCACAAUUAGUUGCGAAUGAGGAGUUGUCAAGUGAGAGAUCGGUGUCAAGGGAUAUAUCCAAUCGUCUGAUAGGUCCCAUGCGACCUGCCGAACACAGUAUCCUAGCAAAACGGUUUAGUUUGAUGGAUGUGAUUGGGGCAGUGUUGGGCACUUUUCUAGUCACAAUUCUUAUGUUCAUAAUCGCCUACAGAACUUCGAAACUUUAUGUUUACCGGAGAUCGAAGUUACGAGCUCAAUCAGAUCCCAUACUACGACACCAUGAAAACGCAAAGCGCACUCCCGAUGGAACUUCUUCUUCAGCUGCGUCGUCAUCGCUGCUCAAAUUUCCUCAACUUCAGUUCGCUUCUGCAUCCCGCUAUCCUCCCGACUAUACUCAAAUGAGCCAUCAGAACCAGGGAGGUGGUGGAGGACUUGGAGUUCCACCGAAACAGCGAGAUUCGGGCACUUUUACUUCGCAUUCUACCUCAUCCUCGCAGAACGCAAAUGGUCAGGGUGGUGCAUACGAAACAGUAUACAAUGAAACCUCAACGAAUCAGGUUAUGUAUGAGACUCCCAGUGAUAAUUUGGCAACUGCUGCUGCUGCAGCAGCCGCUGCAGCCGCAUGCCACCCAAGUCAGCAACCAUUUCUCUUUCCCUUCGCCCAGUCCACAGCACUGGGUGGUUAUCCGUUGAUGUUCGGAAGCACCCUACCUUCCCAGAGCACAGCCACAGCCUAUGCACUUGGAGUCUCUACUCCCUCAGCUCCAACCUACAUCCCUCCUCCUCCUACUGGACAGCAGCCUUCGCUCCCACGAUCUGUUCAGUCACAAACGGGUCCUUUGCACCAUGUUUACUCCUCCACAGUGUACAUGGGUGAUCAGUACCUAGGCCCAAGUGUUUCCACAAGCGUUCAAACCUCAGCACCCGUAACCACAGCUCCACAACAUAAUCAUGUGACAUGA